Molecule: messenger RNA, 822 nt
Organism: Rhagoletis pomonella (apple maggot)
Lineage: Eukaryota; Metazoa; Arthropoda; Insecta; Diptera; Tephritidae
Gene: ND-19
Product: NADH dehydrogenase [ubiquinone] 1 alpha subcomplex subunit 8
Exons: 4
Coding region: 186-713 (175 amino acids)
Biological process (GO): mitochondrial electron transport, NADH to ubiquinone
Source: RefSeq, a predicted model, not a curated record
UAGUAGCUAUCGAGCAUAUGUAUCGAAUUAUUGAUGGAAAACAUAUGUAGAGCAUAUACAACCAGCCAAGUGUUUUGAGGGCUCGAACGCGAUAAUACAAAAACUUGGGUUUGCCAUUUAUGACAGUGUAGACAUCAUUAAAAACAAUUUUAUCAAAAAUUGUAUAUCUCCCUUAAAUUGGCGUUAUGGUGAUUACUAAUGAUAUCACUUUACCCACGGAUGAAGAACUUACCGUACAAGAGCUGAACUUGUCGACCUCCGCACUCCGAGCUGGUGCAUUUCAUCUGGGAAAGCAGUGUGAAAAUCAGAAUAAUGAGUUUAUGCUAUGCCGCCAAGAACUGGAUGAUCCCAGAGCGUGCUUAAGUGAGGGAAAGGCUGUAACAAACUGUGCUUUGGAUUUCUUCCGGAAGGUGAAAAAAACUUGCCAUGAAGAGUUUUUACAAUAUGCAACUUGCUUAGAUAAAAGUAGCGGCAACAUGGCUUUUGGACAUUGCCGAAAUACUCAAGGUGUGUUUGAUAAGUGCGUUUCUGAUAACUUGGGUAUUGAUCGCCCCGAUUAUGGAUAUUUCACUCGUGCAAAGAUUCAUUCAACUGAGCGCGAAGCACCACCUAAACCCCAAAAGAAGGAAUAUCCAGAUGCUACACCUGGUUUACCCGAUGAUUACCCCAGGCCACCAGCCAAAUAUGGGGCUAGAUUCCACUGGCUGGAAUAAACAAAAAAAAGGUUAUAAUUACGUCCGAUUUUCGGAUAAGCAUUCACUGGAAAUUAUUAUAUUUUGAAUUGCAAUCAUAGAAAAUACAGUGCUUAAAUAAUUUAAUAUA